UCUUUCUUUCUUUCUUCUCAGAUCUCCCCUUCCUUCUUCAUUCUUUUGUUUUCCUCGUGUCGUUGUACUCUCAUUCUUCGACGAUCUCUCCAUCGACCGUGUUUGGUUCUGUUUACUUGAAGAUGGACGAAGUGUGGUUCUGAGAAAGGCAAAACAGUCGAGUGUCUUCUUGUUUCGAGGGCAAAAGAAGUGGAGGUCAAGAAAGAGAGGCUAAAGAUGUAUGGAGACUGUCAAGUGCUGUCAUCCAUGGUGGGAGGCAACGUUGUGUCACCCGAUUCGCUCUUCUCCUCUUCGAUCCAAAAUCCUAGCCUCAGCUUCAUGGCUAACAUGCCACCAUUCCAUGCCUUCUCCUCCAUCAUUCCGAAGGAGGAAGGGAUGAUGUUGAUGGGGAGGGGUGGGAGCAAGGAAGAGGAGAUGGAGAGCCGCUCUGGUAGCGGACCCCUGGACGGAGUGCUCAGCUGCGGCGAGGACCACGACAACGAGUUGCAGCAACCGCCGCCGCCGUCGCAACUGCAGCAGACGGCUGCGAAGAAGAAGCGUUACCACCGCCACACCGCCCGGCAGAUUCAAGAGAUGGAAGCGAUGUUUAAGGAGUGCCCUCACCCGGACGAGAAGCAGAGGAUGAAGCUAAGCCAUGAACUCGGCCUUAAGCCUCGCCAGGUCAAGUUCUGGUUCCAGAACCGCCGGACUCAGAUGAAGGCUCAACAAGACCGGGCGGACAACGUGGUGCUGCGGGCGGAGAACGAGAGCCUGAAGAACGACAACUUCCGGCUGCAGGCAGCCAUUCGCAACGUCGUCUGCCCCAGCUGCGGCGGCCCGGCCAUCCUCGGCGAGAUGUCCUUCGACGAGCAGCAACUGCGCAUCGAGAACGCCCGGCUCAAGGACGAGCUUGAGCGUCUAUCCUGCAUCGCGUCGCGUUACAGUGGCCGGCAGUUGCAGCCAUUAGGGCCGGCACCGCCUCUACUGCUCCCCUCUCUUGACCUUGACAUGGGCAUCUACUCCAGACACUUCCACGAGCCGCCGGUGGUGAGCUGCACCGACCUGAUCCCCAUCCCGCAGAUCUCCGAUGAGCCCUCGCCGUUCCCUGGCAUGCUCAUCAUGGACCAAGACAGGCCAUUGGUUCUCGACCUGGCAAUGACGGCAGCAGAUCACCUGGUCAGGAUGUGCAACACGAACGAGCCGCUGUGGAUCCGAAGAGGUGGUAGCACCGUGGAGGUCUUGAACUUGGAAGAGCAUGCGAGGAUGUGUCCAUGGCCGAUGGAUCUGAAACAGCAACAGGGGCGGUUUAGGACGGAGACUUCCAGGGACAGUGCCAUGGUCAUAAUGAACGGCAUCACAAUGGUGGAUGCCUUCCUGGAUGCAAACAAAUGGAUGGAGCUGUUUCCUUCCCUUGUCGCAAAGUCCAGAACGGUGCAGGUUUUGAGUCCCGGAGUUCCCGGCCACGGCAAUGGCUGCUUGCAUCUGAUGCAUGCAGAGCUGCAAUUUCUAUCUCCGUUGGUGCCCGCCCGUGAAGCUCACUUCUUCCGGUACUGCCAGCAGAACUCAGAAGAAGGCACUUGGAUUAUAGUCGACUUCCCCGUUGAUGGAUUCCGAGAUGGCAUUCAAAGCCCCUUCCCCUGGUAUAGAAGGAGGACUUCUGGUUGCGUCAUCCAAGAUAUGCCCAAUGGGUACUCCAAGGUGAUCUGGGUAGAACAUGCAGAGGUGGAGGACAAACCAGUGCAUCAGAUAUUCCAGCAAUUUGUCAGCGCCGGUGAGGCAUUCGGAGCUACACGCUGGGUUUCAGUCCUACAAAGGCAAUGUGAGCGGCUCGCGAGCCUUAUGGCGAGAAAUAUUUCUGACAAUGGAGUUAUCUCAUCUCCGGAGGCGAGAAAGAACAUGAUGAGGCUGUCACAGAGAAUGAUAACAACAUUCUGCACCGGCGUGUAUGCCUCUGGAAUGCAGUCAUGGACGGCGCUCUCGGAUUCUUCCGAUGACACGGUCCGGGUGACAACUAAGAAAAAUACUGCACCCGGCCAGCCAAAUGGGGUUAUUCUCACGGCAGUGUCCACCACAUGGCUUCCUUCCUCCCAUCACCAGGUGUUUGAGCUUUUGACGGACGAGCAAAGGAGGUCUCAGCUGCAGUUGGAUGUGCUCUCCAGCGGGAACUCGUUGCAUGAGGUGGCUCAUAUAGCCAAUGGCUCGCACCCGAGGAACUGCAUAUCACUGUUGCGUGUCAAUGCAGCAAGCAACUCCUCCCACAGCGUGGAUCUCCUGCUCCAAGAGAGCAGCACCCACCCCUCCGGUGGCAGCAUCGUGGUGUACGCCGCAAUCGACGUCGACGCCGUGCAGGUGGCGAUGAGCAGCGAGGACCCGUCCUACAUUCCCCUCCUCCCGACCGGGUUCGUCAUCUCGCCCGCCGCCCGCCAACCAAACGCUGGGACCGGUAGCGGCAGCGAUGGUCACGCCACCGUCGGAUGCCUGCUCACGGUCGGCAUGCAGGUGCUCGCCACCGCCGUCCCCUCCGCCAAGCUUAACCUCUCCACCGUCACCGCCAUCAACAACCACCUCUGCAACACCGUGCAACAGGUUAGAGCCGUCAUCGCCGGUGCCGGUGGCACGGCCAUGGCCGAGCCGGCUGCCGUGGCGCCGGAUCAAUAACACGAGGAAGUGACUGGAGUUACCUGAACCCUAAGUACUGAACCAUUAAACCUCGUGAACAUGUCUCUUCAGUGACGAUGACCCCAGUGGUCGUGUUGGCGAAGUAGGAAGGCGGGGUUCAAGGUAAACUCCAAGGAUGGUAGUGGAGUCUGUAGAGUGUCUAGUUCAAGUGGCAGCGUCGUACUGUAACAUGUCAGUGGAAGAAGAGAGGCCAAGGAGACUAGUUAGGUUGAAGGAGGGAAGUCAAGAGCGCACCAGAUGUGACCCUUGCUCGCUGGCGAAGCCCAUCUCACGAGGGGAGGAGGGCGUUGGUUCGGGAAUUGACUUCUUGCUCUGUGGUGGUCAGCUUCCUGUUGGUUUGUGUUUGUGUUUGUGUUUCUGUUGAGUUGCCUCGGAUGGGGGUUUGGUUGGUAGAACUGGAUUGAAUGAUGCAUGCUGUGCUGGAACCAUUAUGGUUAUUUAUGUUGUGUAUUCAUUGC
Musa acuminata subsp. malaccensis (wild Malaysian banana) is the source of this 3116-nucleotide messenger RNA. Its product is annotated as homeobox-leucine zipper protein ROC3-like. Lineage: Eukaryota; Viridiplantae; Streptophyta; Magnoliopsida; Zingiberales; Musaceae. The record is from RefSeq and is a predicted model, not a curated record. Gene Ontology annotation, molecular function: DNA binding; lipid binding; DNA-binding transcription factor activity, RNA polymerase II-specific. Gene Ontology annotation, biological process: regulation of DNA-templated transcription.